Molecule: messenger RNA, 1854 nt
Organism: Exophiala xenobiotica
Lineage: Eukaryota; Fungi; Ascomycota; Eurotiomycetes; Chaetothyriales; Herpotrichiellaceae
Exons: 4
Coding region: 426-1646 (406 amino acids)
Cellular component (GO): cytoplasm
Molecular function (GO): protein binding
Source: RefSeq, a predicted model, not a curated record
CACCACAAGAGUUUGAAGUCAGGGGUAAGAAGCGCAAACGACUGGACAAUUGAGCGUACGGGAAGGGAGGGUUGCGCGUCACGAUCGCCGCUUCCAUCCUUAUCAAAUGCUGCUUCUCCAAACACCUUUGGCCUGUCCUGUCCAUUCUUCCUUGUUUUGACCUGUAAGCGCAGACAAUCGUUUUUAUCCUCUUUUCUAUUCUGGUGCUGCUCACUGCGGCUCGCCUGACUUUCUUUUGGUCGGCUUGUUCUGCCCUUGUAGCGCUGCAUUCCAGUUAAAUUACCGCGGGGUCAGAUCACCCGGAGCCUCCGUUCACUUUCGCUCUCUCGCUCACUGCGCAGCAUCAAGUCUCUCUACAUAAUUAUCAUCAUCUCUACGAUCUCCUCAAACCUCUCUUGCUCCAGUCACGAACCUCUGCAACGAACAUGAACGUUAACAAGAAACUCGAUCGCUUGAAACAAUGGGCCGGAGAGCGCAUGGGAGGGGAAGUCAAGACCAAUGUGUCGGACGACUUCAAGGCCCUGGAAGCAGAAAUGGGCCUGCGUCAGGAAGGCCUGGAGAAAAUGCAGAAGUCCAUGACAGGAUACGUCAAAGCUGUUUCCAAAAGAUCCGAAAUCGAAGGCAAGGAGAAGACACUGCCGAUCGCAUACCUAGGUGGAACUAUGAUCUCGCAUGGAGAAGAUUUCGAUCCCGACUCUGAAUACGGACAAUGUCUGACGAUAUUUGGACGGACGCAAGAGAGGUUGGCUCGUGCACAAGAGACAUACAUAUCAGCUGCUACAACAUCCUGGCUUGAGUGUCUGGAAAGAUCUCUCGUUCAGAUGAAAGAAUUCCAGGCUUCACGCAAGCGACUCGAGACAAGAAGGCUUGCUUACGACACAUCUCUGGCCAAGAUGCAGAAAGCGAAGAAGGAAGAUUUUCGAGUUGAGGAGGAAUUACGGACCCAAAAGGCGAAAUACGAAGAAUCGGCGGAUGAUGUUCAACGAAGGAUGGAGGAGAUCCGUGACUCUGAUCCUGAAAGUGUCACGGACCUGGCAGCCUUCCUUGACGCCGAACUGGCGUACCACGACAAGUGCAGGGAUGCUUUGUUGCAACUCAAGAGUGAAUGGCCCGCUAGGUCACAACAGUACCGCGGAUCUCGCCCAAACCCACGAUCCAGGUCGAACACUGUCAGAUCUUAUACACAGUAUUCCGAGCCAAUCGAAGAACCAGCUCCAGUAGUCGAAGUCCGGCCUACAAUCAAAUCGAGUCGGUCACAGACAACCCGAUACGGAGAGCCGCCCUAUGAGUCUUCGCCGAGACCACACUUUGCUCGAGCAACCACGUACGACACUGGUCGAGACCUGUCUCCUGCCAAUAUGGCUCGCAUCUCGCGAGUACCAAGCGAUUCGCUGAUGAUUCGCACCGCACGAUCACAACUCCGCAACGUUGAGGAACAGGACGUCUUUGCAGACGAGUCAGGCUCUUAUACCAACAGCAGUCCUGACCAUGUUUAUGGCGAACAGUCAGUGUCACCUGCUACCUCACACGGAAGUGGAUCGUUCACCCCUUUAAAAAAGAGUGGUGCACCGCCUCCGCCACCUCCUUCUCGAGCGAAAAAGCCGCCUCCACCUCCUGUACCAGCCAAACGGACUAUUCUGACGUAGAAACGAGCCAAGUAUAAUGUCACUUUAGCAUGCCGGGUGUUGGAAAGCCUUCUGGAUACGAUCGGCGAGUACGGCGUUCAACGAGAUUUUGGGGAGUUCUGCAAACCAGUAGAACGGGGAGUCCGGGUUGGCUGCGGAUGGCAGCGUCUAUCAUAGAUACCACGUUAUAUUAUCAAGUAUAGCAAGCAUGCAUCGAUUGACCCAGGAA